CCCCCACAACCGAUCAGACACCCUACUUCCCGCCCCUCUUCCUGCCAUCGCUGGCAAAAUGAAUCGCCAAUCACACUAUUCCACGCCGAAAAAGGCGAGAAUACGAGGGACGAUUGAUUAUCUCGAAUCUCGUCAUAUCCCGCACUUCAAAAGCGACGUUUUCCGCUUCCACGGAGCUAGCCAACGCUCUGGCUGGCGCGCCCUCGCGGAACCGGAGGAUACAGGCGACCGAUCUUUUCACUCGAUAUGUUCUGAGACUCGCGGCCGGAAAAGAAAGCUUACCGCCGGCCUCGACAUCGACGUCUCUGGGCGAACAGUACGCCGUGCAGUUCAGUCAAUGGACUUCCGGAUAUUGAAGGAGAGGCGAGUGGAGUACAGCCGAGUUAUGCUGGAAAAAUACCCGGAUGCAAAAGACUGGAGGCACAUCAGAUUCUCCGACGAAUGCCACUUUGGCUGGGGUCCUCAGGGUCGAGUCCACGUCAUACGACGACCGUGGGAGCGUCAUUGCCCAGACUGCAUCCUCGAGAAAGAGAUGCCGGCCGAGAAGGAUCAGAAGCGACUACAUUGCUGGGCGGCAGUUGGAUACGACUUCAAGUCACCGCUUGUGUGGUAUGGUGUACCUGGCAACUCCAACGGCAAGAUGGCCAUGCAGGUCUAUAGAGACCACAUCCUCGAGCCUGUGGUUGGCGGUUGGCUUCGUGAAGGCCAGUCAUUUAGCAAUAUCGUACGCGCUUGGAAGGAGCAGAACGGCUUGGAGUCUUUCUUCAACUGCGCUCAAUCCCCUAAUUUUUCUCCCAUUGAAAAGGCAUGGCAGGGGCCGAAGCAGUAUGUAAAGAAGAGGCCUUGCUGGGACGAUGAACUAUCAAUGCCUGGUUUGCAAUUGAGAUCAUUCAGUUCGGCCACGAUCUGCUGAUGUUUCUGAUCAUUGAAUUCUGGGGAGACGCGUUUUGGAGUAACAUACCUUUUUUUUUGUCCAGGUGGGGCCCCGUAAACAGUUUCGCCCUCGCCCCG
This is a messenger RNA of Parathielavia appendiculata, 1011 nucleotides long. RefSeq lists its product as uncharacterized. The coding region runs from base 59 to 913 and encodes 284 amino acids. Gene Ontology annotation, molecular function: nucleic acid binding. The record is from RefSeq and is a predicted model, not a curated record. The transcript is spliced from 5 exons. Lineage: Eukaryota; Fungi; Ascomycota; Sordariomycetes; Sordariales; Chaetomiaceae.